This is a messenger RNA of Anguilla anguilla (European eel), 3241 nucleotides long. It is a transcript of the gene stx3b, whose product is annotated as syntaxin 3A. Gene Ontology annotation, biological process: intracellular protein transport; exocytic insertion of neurotransmitter receptor to postsynaptic membrane; synaptic vesicle fusion to presynaptic active zone membrane. The record is from RefSeq and is a predicted model, not a curated record. Gene Ontology annotation, molecular function: SNAP receptor activity; SNARE binding. Bases 1210 to 1989 code for a protein of 259 amino acids. Gene Ontology annotation, cellular component: endomembrane system; SNARE complex; presynaptic active zone membrane. NCBI's taxonomy places the organism in Eukaryota, Metazoa, Chordata, Actinopteri, Anguilliformes, Anguillidae. The transcript is spliced from 13 exons.
UCCAUGCUUUUCUUCCCCGUAUUAGAUCAACUAAUUGUUUGUAAAUGUCUCAAUUAGAAACUAAUUUGUAUUAAUGGUCACUUAACUGGCGUUGGACUUCCUAUGGGGACCCUUCGAUAAUAACUAUUGAAGUAGAAGUUUAAAUCCCUGCCGGCCACAUCGUGGAGGCAAACCGUGGCAUUAAUUAUAGGGGCUGCGGUGUGCUACGACUUUGGUUAUUCUAGGCCGAGUGCAGGAUCUGACAACCCUUGUACGGAGAGCAAUAGUGCGCAGGUUUAAUUCUUUGUCGGUGGUAAACUGAUUGCUCAGAGUAGUUAAUUAUUACAGUGUGAGAAUUGCCACGUGGUUUUUUUACACGUCAUUAGUUUCUGAACAACCAGGGACGAACGAGAAGAUGUAAAAAUAUGUGACUAUAGCUAAACACAAGCACCGUUAGGAAAGGUUAAGCGCUACCUGUCUAAAAGCCAUGCGUCCCCUUUAAGUGCUCAGUAGGUCGGUGAACACAGGUAUUUUAAUAAUAAGGGCGUGGCGGUACCUCCCUCGGGUACGAUAAGGUUGCGGGAGAGCGCUACUGGGCAUGCGUCGAUGGCAUUUUACUGCGAUUACACUGUGAAAGAAUCGGAGAGGGGGAAUUACUUAACAGAACUGCAAUACCUCUGAAAUGAUAGUCUCAGUAGAAGUACUGAUUUCAAACGUAGUUGCCAUAUUGAAUGGAUUUUAGCUUGUGGAGCAGACGUUUUAAACAUAAAUUCACUAGUGAAUCGAUCGUUUAAUCAUAGUAAGGUCUCGCAUGCGUUUCGCGCAAAUUUCGAAUAGAAGGCUACCACUGCGUAUUUUUGUUUUAAUUCAUUUAAAAUAAAUAAUAAUUUUCAGUUAAAAAAAAAACACUUUGAAAAUGAAAGAUCGACUGGAACAACUCAAAGCGGGGGUGCAUUUCACAGAGGUACAAAACACGGCACAACACCUGCUCACUGGAUUCAGCCACAUCAUUGUUGGAGUCGAUGUUUGAGGACAACAGCAACAAUACUUCGUUUUUAGAGGAAGACGGUCAUUCCAGUUUCACAGCAUCUAGCUUCACUGAUUCCUCCAUGACCGGCAUCAGCUACCUUCCUGUUGUUGCCGCCCUCAAUAUCACCCCCAAACACUUUAAAGACGUGUGACACAGAUGAUACAGAUGACGUGGAGCUUGCUGUGGACAAUGCAGCCUUCAUGGAUGAGUUAUUUUGCCAGAUUGAGGAGAUCAGGACCACUGUUGAUAAGAUAGAUGAGAAUGUGGUGGAAGUGAAGAAGCUCUACUCCAUCAUCCUCUCUGCCCCCACAUCAGACCAGGAAACACAAGAUAAUUUGGAAGCCUUGACCCUCAACAUCAAGAAACUGGCGAACAAUGCUCGCAACAAACUCAAAAGUAUCGAGCGAAAUUUGGAGACGACUGAGGAGAAAGUAUCAGCUGACAUGCGAAUACGUAAAUCUCAGCAUGCUGUUCUGUCCAGGAAGUUUGUGGACGUGAUGACCAAGUACAAUGAGGCACAGGUGGACUUCAGGGAGAGGAGUAAAAGCCGCAUCCAGAGACAGUUGGAAAUCACGGGUAAAGUCACCACUGAUGAGGAGCUGGAGGAGAUGCUGGAGAGCGGGAAUGCUGCAGUCUUUACUGCUGGGAUUGUAGACUCGGGCAUCUCCAAGCAGGCGCUGAAUGAGAUUGAGGCUCGGCACAAAGAUAUUGUAUGGCUGGAGAGCAGCAUUAAGGAGCUGCACGACAUGUUCAUGGACAUCGCAAUGCUAGUGGAGAACCAGGGUGACAUAGUGGAAAAUAUAGAGUCGCAGGUGUCUAAAACUGUGGACCACAUAGUGGUGGCCAAGACAGAGACCAAAAAGGCCAUCAGGUACCAGAGCAAGGCACGCAAGAAAGUGGUGAUUAUAGCGAUUGCAGUUGUGGUGCUCCUCUCACUCUUGGCCCUCAUAAUUGGGCUGUCAGUGGGACUGAAUCGGUGAGAGGAGAGGGGAGGAUUUGAGUUAAACCAUAGCAAAGGAAAAUGAGCAUAGUGGGCGUGGCAUGUGCCAUUCUUGCUGUGGUUCUUCUCACCAUCAUUCUGUCCUAGGCUGUUUGGGAAGAUGAGCAGCACCCCCCCUCCCCAACUCCUUACCUCUUAAUUCCAACGACCCUCUGUCUGGCACAAUCUGCCCAUAUCCAUCAGCUGGAAAGAAGGACAGCGCCCCCUCAUACAAGCCUAUUGCAUUGCCCUGAAAUCUCCUUUUUUUCCUCAACCCAACUCUUCAUCCAGCAAUCAGAGAGCCAGCGUAAAGCCUGGAGAGGACAGACUCUGUAAACUGUGAAGAGAUGAAACACACGCACAGACACACACACCUCUCAUGAGCACCAGGUCAUCAUUCCACACAUGGCUCAAUAAAAAAGUUUUUUAGGGUGAGGAAACUAACGACUAUCAUGGUGACUCCUGUCAUAGAAAUGGACCAAUCUAAGCAGGGAUGUGUCCCCAUUUUCGCUGAGGCAGCAGUCAGUCACAUGAGCGUGUCCCCAUUUCCAAUGAGACAGAAGCCAAUCAUAUGACUUUGCCCCCAUUUCUAGUGAGACAGCAGGCAGUCACUUGACUGUGUCCCAUUUCCACUGAGACAGCAGCCAAUCAUGACUGUGUCCCCAUUUCUGCUGAGGCAGUGGCCAAUUACACUACUGUGGCUGCUGUCUCAGUAGAAAUGGGGACAAUCAUAUGACUGAACAGAAGACUGCAGCUACUCAAUGAGGGGAAAAAGGACUCUAAUUUUAAAUUGUGAACAAUGAAAAUCCCAGGAUUCCAGGAUAGUACAGCAGGAUUCUGGGUGUGCACUACGUUUUUGAUGGCUUACAAAUUAUAUCUGUGAUUUAAUGACUGCCAAGGAAUUCAAUGAAUGAAUGAAUGAACAUACAUAUUUUAUGUUUUGUGCAUGUGGAUUGUAGAACACCUGUUAGACAUUGUUCAGACUUUCCAGUGUUCUCCAGUUCAAAUGUAUGUUUGUGUAUCAUAUGUAAUAUGUGCAAUAGAGCCGUGUAAAUAUUCAAAGAAUGAAUGUUUCCAGAUUGUACAACUUGAAAUCUAACUGUGCCUUAUAAGUGAAUAUACACACAUGUAUAUAUUUAUAUGAGUGCACAUACAGUAUGAAUGUGGGUGUAUUUGACUGUUUCUGUUCUAUAUAUGCUAUAGCAUCCACAUGAUUUCAGAAGACAAUUAUAAACUUUGCAAUUAUGAGAUUA